Molecule: messenger RNA, 1400 nt
Organism: Coccinella septempunctata (seven-spotted ladybird)
Lineage: Eukaryota; Metazoa; Arthropoda; Insecta; Coleoptera; Coccinellidae
Product: MRG/MORF4L-binding protein-like
Exons: 2
Coding region: 96-788 (230 amino acids)
Biological process (GO): regulation of transcription by RNA polymerase II
Cellular component (GO): NuA4 histone acetyltransferase complex; nucleus
Source: RefSeq, a predicted model, not a curated record
AGUUCAGUCUAAUCUAUGAUUGAUUUUGUCAAAAUAUAAACUUGAUUUUGAUAGUCCAUUCAUCUAUUCGUUAAUUUUAUAUCAAUUUUAUAAUUAUGGAUGAUAUAGAAUGGACUAUCGCCAAUGAGGGACAAUUACUAGAUGCAAUGGUUGGUCAUAAACCAGUCGGUGUAAACAAAUACUUCCAAAUGGCCUUCAUAUGCGAAAAAUUCAAUAAUAAUAUUAAUAAAGAUGUAGAUCCCGAUAAAAUUUGGGCCCACUUGGGAACUAUGUACAAUUUAGAAGCACUCGACGAGAACGAAUCAAUUCCCUUUCCGAAUAGCGAAAAAGAAUUCGCUUUACCCGAUGACGAUUUCGCCUCUUUGAUAUCGAAAAAAGAGGAAGAAAGAAAAUCGUUGCAGAAGGGACGGGAUACUCCGAAAUUGAUAAAAGAAACGAAGAAAGAAUUAAAGGAAGAAAAAAUGCCAGCCCGAAACUUAAAAGAUACUCCACGUAGAGACAGUAGCAGUAGUAAUAAGGAAACCAGGGAUAGAGAGUCACCUCGCUCUUCUGUUUCUGCCAAGAAAGAGGUCAAAAAAGAAACUGAGAAAUCAAAAUCUUCCACCAAAAAUCGUAGUUCUAAUUCAGUUUCAAGAGAUGAUCAUAAGAAAAAUAAAAUUGACGAAACACCAAAAACAUCUAAGAGACCUCUUAGAGGAAGUCUGAAAGCAGAAGAUGGUUCUUCAAAUGGAAAAUCUAGUCCAGUUCCAACAACACCUGGAAGUGUAAAAAGAAGAAGAAUAUUGUAAGAUAAAUAAGCCUGAAAUAGAAUUACCAGGGUAUGACAAUUUAGUAAUAUUUGAAUGAAAAGUUUAGUUUUCAUUUCAUUAUUGUAUCUGCUUCGUGUAGUUUCAAAUAAUGGGGCCAAAUAUCCAUUUCUGAUGUCUGCAAUACUAAGUUGCAUGGAGCUAAAUUAUUUUUACAAUAAAAAGUAGUACAAAAGGGCCAUGAGCGUUAAACAACAAAUAAAUUCAAGUCAGAAGAACAAAAUCCUUCUCAUUCGCAAUAAAAUGUAUAUAAUACUUUUGAUGAUUUUUUGUAAUUCGCAUUCUUUGAGUUUAAGGACAAUUGACAGAACUGAGUUAAUUUCUUCAGUUUUGAAAUGCCAUAUCUUGACUUUUUGACCAUUUUUCUUUGAAUUUCCUUAUUCACUUAAUCCAGUUCAACUUGUAUUCUUGAUGAGAUAAUAUUCAAGUGUUUUUGAAAGUCAAAUAGGUUUUAUAUAAUUGUAGAUAAUGACUAAGAGAAAUAAAAAAUUUGUAUAUUACUCAUAUAUUUAUUAUUUUUCACCUUAUUAUAGUUUAUCGUUUGUACAAAAUCAGCUGAUAUGUAAUUACUGAAAUAAAAAACGUCUAGACAGU